Messenger RNA from Paramormyrops kingsleyae, 3673 nucleotides. It is a transcript of the gene usp49, whose product is annotated as ubiquitin specific peptidase 49. The record is from RefSeq and is a predicted model, not a curated record. Lineage: Eukaryota; Metazoa; Chordata; Actinopteri; Osteoglossiformes; Mormyridae. Gene Ontology annotation, biological process: protein deubiquitination. Gene Ontology annotation, molecular function: zinc ion binding; cysteine-type deubiquitinase activity.
UUUACGGAUGGCCGUCAACAAAGGCGCCAGCUAAGAUCAUCGGGGAGGGAAGCUUGGAAAGGAAAAAAAUAAAAAUUGAGGUGCCGGUAAUGAAAACAGGGUAAAGCGACAUGGGGGUGGUAGUCAGCAGCAGUGAUUUUUUUGGGGGGGGAAGUUUUUUUUUUAAUGGCAUGCAGAGGCUGCUACACGCUAACCCUCUAUGUUACAGGGCGACCGGCAGCAAACGCCUUUUGCGUGGCUUCGCUCCCUCUUUACUUCGCUAACACUCGCUGUUUUGUUUGUGACGAGUUUCGCCGGUCGGUCAUUUUUCUCUGUUGCUUGUUCGUUUUGUAGUUUGUGGAGUGACUGUGGCUGCACGUAAGUAGCAGCUGGCCGGCAGAAAAGGCGUUUUUAAAGAGAGAAUCGCACUGAGUCGGGAGUAUGGAUAAGGUGACCCAAACGCACGUUAUCUUUUGCAAGCAUCGUGCGAAAGCAGCCGGAGACCUUUUCAUGGCCUUAUUGCCAUCGCAUAGUUCGCUGAGUAAAUGUGUUUUCUGGGACGUGAAGGUGUCGUGACAGAUGGACGGCGAGGUCUUCUGAAGGUUUUCCGAAGUUGCAAUGUUUUUGGAGCACGCCUCUGUUUUAAAGCACAAGCAAACCUCUUUAUACUUAUGAACCUUAGCAAGGCGCCGGGGCGUGCGUCCUGAGAGAGAUCGCAUGUGCAUGUGCAGCGAUGGACCGCUGUAAGCACGUGGGGCGUCUCCGGCUGGCGCAGGACCACUCCAUCCUGAACCCGCAGAAAUGGCGCUGCGUGGACUGCGGCACCACCGAGUCGGUGUGGGCGUGCCUGAAGUGCUCGCACGUGGCCUGCGGCCGCUACAUGGAGGAGCAUGCCCUCGACCACUUCCAGGCGUCCCGCCACCCGCUGGCCAUGGAGGUGCGGGAGCUGGACGUUUUCUGCCACGCCUGCGGCGACUACGUGCUGAACGACAAUGCGGAGGGUGACCUCAAGCUGCUGCGGGCAGCCCUGUCCACGGUGCGAGGCGGGUCCACCCGGCGCGCCCUGCGCUCACAGACGUCCGCCGGCGACUCUCCGCUACGUGGGGCCGAGGGCGGGAAGGGCGACGCCGGGGCCCGGCCCUCCAUGCAGGCGGCACUGCUGCACAGGCGGCGCGUGUUGCUGGCCAGGGUCCUGCACGCCUGGCAGAGCCGGCGGCGGGACAGGCAGCGGCAGCGGGAGCAGGAGCUGGAGCAGCACAAGGAGGAGCUGCGGCGUCGCCGGCAGGAGGUGAAGAGGAGGGUCCUGGAGGAGCUGGCCAGCGUCCCCCCCAGGAAGAGCGCACGGCUGCUAACCCAGCUGCCUCGGCGUACGGCCCUCAUCCCCCGCAAGUUCCGCGACCCCCCGGAGCGGGUGCCCGUGGCGCGGCCACACCCGGGUCCUCUUCUGAGCUUCCGGCAGAAGCCUCUCGACGGAGCCGGUUCUAGAAGGUUCCGCAAGCACUCCUCCACCAGCGCGGUGGCCCGUCGGAAGGUGGCGCCGGGUGUCACGGGGCUGCGUAACCUGGGGAACACGUGCUACAUGAACUCCAUCCUGCAGGUGCUGAGCCACCUACAGAAGUUCCGUGAGUGCUUUCUCACGCUGGACCUGUGCGAGACCGAGGAGCUCCUGGCCAAGACGAGACGCUCGCAGGGCACACGGGUGGUGUCGGGUGGCCUGGUGAAUAGCGCCCCGGUGUCAAGGGGGACUCUGGGCCGCGUGGACAAACUGGGGAGCGGGGGGUGCCUCACCGUAGGCGGCAAGCAGGGCCUGAGGCCCAGCCUGAACGCCGCCGAGCUGGUCCAGCCCAAGGAGCCGCGAUCCUCCACCCGGCACCAGAUGUCGCUGUGCCAUGAGCUGCACACCCUGUUCCGGGUCAUGUGGUCGGGCCGCUGGUCACUGGUGUCCCCGUUCGCCAUGUUGCACUCCGUGUGGAACCUGAUCCCAUCCUUCCGGGGCUACGACCAGCAGGACGCGCAGGAGUUCCUGUGCGAGCUGCUGGACAAGGUGCAGCAGGAGCUGGAGUCGGAGGGCACCAGGCGAAAGAUCGUCAUCCCCAUUUCCCAGCGGAGGCUCACCAAGCAGGUGCUCAAAGUACUCAACACUAUCUUCCACGGACAGCUGUUGAGCCAGGUGACUUGUCUGUCCUGUAACUACAAGUCGAACACGGUGGAGCCUUUCUGGGACCUGUCUCUGGAGUUCCCGGAGCGGUACCACAGCGUGAGCAAGUCGGCCAGCACUCUGGCUUGCCGCCGCAGCUGCUCGCUCACGGAGAUGCUGGCCAAGUUCACCGAGACCGAGGCCCUGGAGGGGAGAAUCUACGCCUGCAACCACUGCAACAGGAAAAGGCGUAAAUCGUCCCAUAAGCCGCUCGUUCUCACAGAGGCGUGUAAGCAGCUGCUCAUCUGUCGGUUACCUCAGGUCCUGCGGCUACACCUCAAACGAUUCCGGUGGUCAGGACGCAACCACAGGGAGAAGAUUGGUGUUCACGUAGCGUUCGACCAAGUUUUGAACAUAGAGCCCUACUGCUGCUCGGAGUCCUCAUCCUCCCAGAUGAGGAAGGGCCUGACCUAUGACCUCUCUGCCGUCGUCAUGCACCAUGGCAAGGGGUUUGGCUCAGGCCACUACACUGCUUACUGCUACAACACCGAGGGUGGUUUCUGGGUUCACUGUAAUGACUCAGAGAUGAACGUGUGCAGCGUGGAGGAGGUGUGCAACACUCAGGCCUACAUCCUGUUCUACACUCAGCGAUCCGCCCAGACCGAUGUGGCCUGAUACCCCCCAUCAGCCCCCCCAGGCACACCCCCGCAGCUGGGCAGCCUGGUCGGGCAGGACGGGCAGGAAUCAUCAGUACAGCGGUUCUGGUUUUACGCAAGUUUAAAAUGCGCGGUUUUUAAACGACACCAUAUAUCCUUAAGGAUAUAUAUUUUUUAAUUAUGUGGUGCGAGUCAAAAUAACAAGAAUCGCAUAGUUAUGCCGUUUUUAUUUUUCGUUAAGGGAAAAACAGGUGAAACUUGAAGUGCGCACGUGUUUCCAGGACACAACUUGUGUAAAUGGUGAGCCCUCUGUAUCUUUUUAUGUACUCGGGGGGUGGGAAUCCUGACUAAUAACCCAGCUGGACCCACAGGGCCAGUUACCAGAAGCCACUUUGGAUUUGGUCAGGCUAGUGGCUCGUGUGUGUAUGGGUCAGGUCAGGUCCGGUGACUUUACGUUGGGGGAACAAGACGUAGCUUUGACGUUGUGUUAAGGAUGGUGCGAGAGUGAUAUAUACAAAUCAGGAAUUCUGCAAUUUUUGUACUGGAAUGUUUUCUACACUGCUGUUUUUCUUUUUUUAAUUAUUUUAAAAUUUCUGGAGUCCUAAACAUCGUCUUCUCAGACACGAAUGGUUACAAUUGCUGUUGUUGACAUAGAAAAUAAAAAUUUGCUUCAUGAACUGUAAGUUAUAGUGACGUCUCGUGACAUUGGGCAUUCCGUUCACACACUACAGCUGUACUGCCUGUUUGGUGCUGGGUUUUCGGUGAAGCUUAAUUCAGCCAGUGGCUGCUGGUUUUCCAGCCUGUGUUCUGCAUGGUCGGAUCUCUUGAUAAGGUCCAGCGGAACCAUCAAGAGGCUGCCUGAAUGAAAAACAAAACCAAAAAUUAAACAAAAACAAACAAA